UGGCUGGUCAGGCUGCAUCUAUUGGAUGUAAAUCAGAUGAAUCGUUUGCUGUUUCCCCUCCUCGGCUGGAUAAACACGCAGAUACUUUGGACUCAUUAAAAUCCCCUUUGCCCUUACGUUUUUUCCCCUGCCAGAAUGCAUCAGGACAUGCUCAAUUACUGUGAUGUUCCUGAAAAACAGAUCUAGAAAGGAGUGUGACCAACAGAGGCUGCUCCUUUUAAGAAGACAUGUACCAAGUUAUGGAAAAUUUUAUAUAAGGAAGACUGUUGUGCAGUAUUUUCUGUUCUAGCCAGCUGCUGUGUACUCAGUUCCAGCCUGCAGCAGCUCAGCAUCUUGCAGAAUUGAGCCCUAAUUGCCUAGCUAUCUGGAAUAUGCAGCAAGAAUAACAGUAAUGUCUUGGCUGACAUAAAAGAAACUGUCUGAGCAGGAGUAAAGGACAAUAAAAGCACCUGGGAGCAGAGAUGGAUAAGAUACUGGAAGCUGUGGUGAUGUCUUCAUAUCCCAACAACGUGAAGCAGGGGCUUGUGAGGCGCGUCAUUGAGGCAGCAAAGCAGCCCAUGGACAGUGAGCAAUGCUGGUCCAUGCUUGAGCUGUCAACCAAGCUUUAUCUUACUGGGGACACCAAGUAUAAAAGAGAGAUUGGGAAAGAGGUUUUGGAGGUCUACGGCCACUACCACCCGGAGGAAUUUGAGGAGUUCUUCAAUGUCCGCUUCCUACUGAGUCUCCUCCAGGAAGGCUAUGGGCCUCUGGGAAAAAGAAGCCAUUAUGUACUAGAUUAUAUCCAGUUAGGACUGCAGUUUGUCUUGGAAAGCCCAUCAGCAAAUAGCAUUUUCAACUUACUGAGGAUUGAAGUGCUCCGCAAAGUCUGUGAGAGGCCUAGCCCCAAGCAGUGUGCUAAAAUCAGUAAACUCUUAACCCAGCAUCCUCAGUGCAUUCCCACAGGUAAACAUCAGAUCUUGUUUUGUCAGCAGCUGAUACGGUGCAUCGGGCAGUUCCAGUGCAUCUCUGAAGGGGAAGAGGACAUAAUGGAGUUUUUGGAGCAGGUAAACAAAGUGAGCGGUCUGCUGCAAAGGAUCUGGAGGACUCAGACUUCAGCCAUCCUGCCCUCUUUGAAGGAGCUGUUCACUAUCAUUUCAUCUACAGAGGAGCAGGAAACACCAUCAAAUGCCUUGGCCAGCGUGGUCCAGUUUGUCCCUCUGGAGCUUAUGGAUGGUGUCAUAAGAAACCUAACCAAUGAUGACAGCAUCACUGAUGUGCAAAUGAUGACAGCCAUCAGUAGGAUGAUUGACUGGGUGUCCUGGCCCCUGGGAAAGAACAUAGACAAGUGGAUCAUUGCUCUGCUGAAGGGUUUGGCUGCAGUGAAAAAGUUCAGCAUCUUGAUCGAAGUCACUCUAUCAAAAAUUGAAAAGGUCUUCUCCAAGUUACUGUACCCCAUUGUGAGAGAAGGGGCUCUGUCUGUCCUGCAGUACAUGCUGCUGAGUUUCCAGCAUUCCCACGAAGCGUUCCACUUGCUGCUCCCUCACAUUCCCAGGUUGGUGGCUUCUCUGAAGAAGGAAGACUCCAACUCUGCCACCAGCUCCCUGGAGCAGCUGGCUGAGCUCAUCCACUGCAUGUUCUUCCGCUUCUCAGGAUUUCCAGAUCUCUACGAACCAGUCCUAGAAGCAGUUAAAACUCUUCCGAUUCCAAACGAAGACCGAAUUAAGCAUCUCUUGGGACAGAACGCUUGGACCUCCCAGAAGAAUGAGCUGGCCUGCUUCUACCCACGCCUGGCUUCCAAAUCUGAGACAGGGAAGAUUGGGUUAAUUAACUUGGGAAACACCUGCUACAUGAACAGCAUCAUACAAAGUCUUUUCAUGGCUUCAGACUUUAGGCAUUCGGUGUUGAAUUUAACAGAGGGCAACUCCCAGCCCCUGAUGACAAAGCUCCAGUGGCUCUUUGCGUUUUUGGAGCACAGUCAGCGACCUGCCAUCUCACCUGAAAGUUUCCUCUCUGCCUCUUGGCCACCUUGGUUUACUCCUGGUGCUCAGCAGGAUUGCUCAGAGUAUCUGAAGUACUUGCUGGACCGAUUACAUGAAGAAGAAAAAACUGGAAAAAGGAUCUACCAGAAACUCAAAGAAUCCAGCUUGAUGUCUCAGGCCAUUGAACAGCAUUAUUUAAACAAGACAUUAAUUGAGAAGAUGUUUGGGGGUAAAAUGAUGACAAAAAUCCGCUGCUUGAAGUGUCUGAAUGUCUCCUCUCGAGAAGAAGUCUUCACAGACCUGUCUCUGGCUUUCCCUCCACCAGACAGGCAUGUGCUUAGCACAGGGAGUGCAUCUGUUUUACCAGUGGAAGAAAUCGGUCCACAAUUUAUUGAGCCUCCUGGAAACCCAAGCCAGAUAAUGGGAUCUCCCAGGAUCCAGAGGAAGCCUCAUGUGUCUGGAGACCAUGCAGCCCAGCUGGUGCCAGUAGAAACACUGGGUUUCCAGGAGCCAGGAGACCAGGCAACUCCUUUAAGCAAUGAUGCUGUUGGCAUGGAUUCAGCCAAAGACCCUCUCUUGGCUUUUGGGGAGCAGACGUGCAGUCCCAAAGACUCCAGAUCUGUUCCAGAUUUAAUCAAUUAUUUCCUGUCCCCAGAGAGACUGACAGCAGAGAAUAAAUAUCAUUGUGAGAAAUGUGCUUCCUUACAGGAUGCUGAGAAAGUGGCUGAGCUGACGGAGGGACCACACUAUCUCAUCCUCACCCUGCUGCGGUUCUCCUUUGACCCAAGGACCAUGAAGAGGAAGAAGAUCUUGGAUAACGUCUCCAUUCCCUUGGUACUGAAGCUGCCUGUUCUUGUUACCCCAGAAGAAAGCGAGGAUGUUUGCCAGCGCAGGAAAGAGAGAGCUGCACUGGGCAGCAGUUUUGUGUCUGUCGUGUAUGACCUCUGUAGUGUGGUGGUGCACUCAGGGAUCUCUUCCGAGAGUGGCCAUUAUUAUUGCUACUCUAGAGAGUGCAAUGACACCAUUGCCUGUGGGCAGCCCCGGGAUGGUGCACCAAAACUUACUUCUGACAAGCAGUUGGACUUUGAAAUCCAGUGGUACCUCUUCAAUGACACUAGGGUUUCUUUCUCCUCCUUCGAAUCAGUCAGCAAUGUGACCUCUUUUUUCCCCAAAGACACUGCCUACGUGCUCUUCUACAGGCAGCGGCCGGGCAGGCAGAGCUGCCUGGUGCACGAGACUGAGGCCGAGACCAGCCGUCCACACGGUGAACCCUCCCUCAAUAAGGACUUGAUGGAAGCCAUUUCCAAAGAUAACAUCCUCUUCUUGCAGGAACAGGAAAAAGAAGCAAGGAACAGAGCUGCCUACAUUUCCGCCUUGCCGAAAUCUCCUCUGUGGUGGAGAGACUUUGACAGGGACAAGGAUGACGACAGCUCAUCAGGGGGCUGCAGCCCCGCUGCUGGGGGAGGAGGAUCCGGCUCAUUUCAUGGACUUGUCUUCUAGGGAUCGGGUUAAAUCAAACAUUCUUGUCCAUGUGUCUAACCCAGCCACUGGGCCAACCUGAAGCCAGAGGCUUCUCUUUCUGAUACCGGUGAUAGCAAGUGUCUCAGAGAAGGAUUUGGCCUUGAAUGAUUCAAUGAAAAAGGACUCAUGGGCUAAUUCAGAGACUAUGUGAUUGGCUGGAGCUGAAUGCUGGCACCUGGAGGGUCCUACUGCUUUCUAUGCACUUGAUCUUAACGCCUUAAAGUAAUACUAGUAGCUAAGCACCUAUGGAGAUGAGCAGCUGAUGACAGCUCGGAGAAGUGCCCUUUUGCUUAAGCGUAGCCUUGUCUUGCCUGCUGCCAACCAUGCCACCAGCCUGGCGAGAGGACAGGGAUGGACCCAGAGUAGCUCCGGGGUUUGAGACCUUCCAUGCACACCCCAUCUGCAGCCCAGGCAUUCCUACAGCGCCGACUCAGUUUUGGGGUGCCUCUGCUUGAUUUUUUUUAAAUAUGUUUUUGAGAAACCAUGGGAAGACAACGUAAAGGAGCUGCAUUUUCUAAAAGAAGCUCAGCAGCCAGCGUGGCAGAGCAGGUUUGCCUGGGGGAGCGAGCCCACGAGCCUGCUUUGAUCAGAGCAAGCGUGAGCAAGUCAACUAGAGGGGCUUUGUGCAGCGUUGCCAGUGCAGCACUGCAAACCUCCGGAAAGAGGCUGGGGGGCCCAAACUCCUCAAGCCAAAAGAGACUGACCUUCAUCUCGUUGGGCUUUUUGUGCUUUAUCAAGCCCCUGUUGUGUUACCCGUUUCCUACAGUGACCUCGCCAGAUUCUUUGGAUGCUAUUAAUGUACAAGACGGCCCUGGACACACAGCCCUUUGUCCAGGCAUGUCUUUAGGACUUGAUUACCCUUUUUCUGCUACUGUCAUUUCUGGGUUUCUGGGCCAGAUCUGUCAUUCAGAAAUUGGGCUUUCUUUUGGGGUACCUUGAGUUCAGCCCCCCAAAAUGGAGACACCUGAAAAUACUGGCUAUUUGUUAAAAUGCUGGUUUGCAAGGACAGUAACCCCAACUAGAUAUAUUAUAUAAACAAAUAUAAAUACAUAAUAUAUAAACCAGUGCAUUAUAUAAACCAAUAUAAAUGUUGGUUUGUAAGGACAGAAGCUUAUUUUGAUGGUGGGAGGUUGACCUUACCCCAGGGUCAUGUGUCUGUGUGAAUGUAUAUCUCUCUAACGCUGUUUCCCUGCAGUUGUCCAAGUCUGCUCCUCACUCAUGCCUGUAGUAGAGAUUUCUCUAGCUCAAGCGGCAGAGACUUGUGCCUUAGGUCCUGGGUUCAGGGCCUAAUCUUGACGGGGUGGGGGGAAUAUUUCAUUGCUGUGGAGUGAAAGGCAAAGCACAGAAAUUGCUACAGUUGAUGCAAAUGGGAGGUCUGCUAGAGAUGACACUUUCUGGCUUGGGAUGUGAUCUCUGGAAUUCUUUUAGUGUCUUUCCUACGUAUAAAUAAAGGAGAUGAUGAAUUAAUUCAA
Molecule: messenger RNA, 4951 nt
Organism: Rhea pennata
Lineage: Eukaryota; Metazoa; Chordata; Aves; Rheiformes; Rheidae
Gene: USP35
Product: ubiquitin specific peptidase 35
Exons: 11
Coding region: 462-3458 (998 amino acids)
Biological process (GO): ubiquitin-dependent protein catabolic process; protein deubiquitination
Cellular component (GO): cytosol; nucleus
Molecular function (GO): cysteine-type deubiquitinase activity
Source: RefSeq, a predicted model, not a curated record